Daucus carota subsp. sativus is the source of this 939-nucleotide messenger RNA. RefSeq names its product myb-related protein 340. The transcript has 3 exons. Gene Ontology annotation, biological process: regulation of DNA-templated transcription. Gene Ontology annotation, cellular component: nucleus. Gene Ontology annotation, molecular function: sequence-specific DNA binding; DNA-binding transcription factor activity. The record is from RefSeq and is a predicted model, not a curated record. NCBI's taxonomy places the organism in Eukaryota, Viridiplantae, Streptophyta, Magnoliopsida, Apiales, Apiaceae. The coding region runs from base 60 to 761 and encodes 233 amino acids.
AAUUAACUUCAGAUUAACAGAAGUGAAGUAAGUAAUUAGUUGGUUUAGUAAUUUUAAUUAUGAGUUGUAACAGUGGGAGUGAGCAAGGUUGGAGAAAAGGUCCAUGGACUCCUGAGGAAGACAAGCUGCUUAGUGAGUAUAUAAACUUGCAUGGUGAUGGAAGAUGGAGUUCUGUUUCCAAGUAUUCAGGCCUGAAUAGGAGCGGAAAGAGUUGCAGACUGAGGUGGGUGAACUAUUUAAGGCCUGGUCUUAAGAAAGGAAAUCUGACACCACAGGAAGAAGGCAUCAUCAUUGAGCUGCAUGCCUUGUGGGGAAACAAAUGGUCUACCAUUGCUAGAUACUUGCCUGGAAGAACAGACAAUGAGAUUAAAAACUACUGGAGAACUCAUUUCAAGAUCAAGACAAGGCCAUACCAGAAACAAGCCAGACGAAGAGCCGAAGGACAUGGGAUGCCAAACAAUUCUAUCCAACAAACAGCAGAAAAUGUUCAUUUUAUGAAGAAUGACAUACCGGCCACUCAGGAUGAUGAUCAUGGAGAGGUGAACAUAACUGAGAAAGUAGAUAUAACAACGCCGCCACAAGGCAAUCAAGAGAUGGGAUUUGCUCACCCGAAUAUGACUAAUUAUUAUCCGUCUUCAUCCCCUAUGAUUAAUUACUACAUUAAUCAAGAAAUUGCAUCUUGUUCAGACACAAUUACACUGGAUGACUUAUGGGGUAGCUUUUGGAACCUUGAUGAUCCGCAUACUGGGAUCCGCUGCUAGGGAAACAACUUGUACACUAACACACUAGUAAUCCAGAAAUCAAUUCUAUAAUUGUUUCUCUAGAUAGAUUAUUAAAAAUACAUUCGAUUGUAAGCAAAAGUGGCAUCAGCUAUUCUAUUACAGUAAUACUUUGUUUGGAGUCUUGGAGACAUUCUGUGCAUCUCAUAUUCCCCUUAUU